AUGCCAGCUCCCACUGCUGCCAGUCCGGCUGCGACGAUGGCUGUACAGAGAGAGCUUAAGCAGAUGUUGAAGGAACAGGAGAAGUGUAGGAGCUUCAAAGAUCUGGGAUGGUACAUGCCACCCGAUCUGAUUGGGGAUAAUCUAUUCCAGUGGAUCGUGGAAAUGCAUUCAUUUGAUGAGAGUUUACCGGUCGCGCAGGAUUUGAAGAGAGAGAAAGUCAAUUCGGUGAUAUUCGAGAUCAGGUUUCCGCCUGAUUUCCCUUUGUCUCCUCCUUUCUUCAGAAUCAUUACGCCGCGAUUCUUGCCCUUUAUUCAAGGUGGUGGGGGACAUGUCACCGGAGGUGGUUCGAUCUGUAUGGACUUGUUGACCGCUUCUGGAUGGCUUCCUAGUUACAGCAUUUCAGCGAUUUUGCUCCAGAUAAAGUUGGCUAUCUCCAACCUCGAUCCCCGGCCAGCGCGAUUGAUGGCCGGAGAUGGAUGGAAACACCCAUAUCAAGUGUUCGAAGCCCUGGAGGGUUUCAAACGGGCCGCUUCCACUCAUAAUUGGAAGCUUCCUCCCGGUCUCGAGAGGCUUGUUAGUUAA
Messenger RNA from Marasmius oreades (fairy-ring Marasmius), 582 nucleotides. RefSeq lists its product as uncharacterized. NCBI's taxonomy places the organism in Eukaryota, Fungi, Basidiomycota, Agaricomycetes, Agaricales, Marasmiaceae. The record is from RefSeq and is a predicted model, not a curated record. Bases 1 to 582 code for a protein of 193 amino acids. The transcript has 6 exons.